Cucurbitaria berberidis CBS 394.84 is the source of this 1268-nucleotide messenger RNA. RefSeq lists its product as uncharacterized. The coding region runs from base 58 to 1233 and encodes 391 amino acids. The record is from RefSeq and is a predicted model, not a curated record. The transcript has a single exon. Lineage: Eukaryota; Fungi; Ascomycota; Dothideomycetes; Pleosporales; Cucurbitariaceae.
AACCACCACCACCUCCUCCUUCAACCAAUCAACCACCCAAGAACCUCCGGCAAAACCAUGAGCGAACCCAACCAGCAAGAAAACGUCACCGAAAUGCACGAUCAAGACAUUGGCGAGGAGUCUUCGAUCCCGAUAGCUCUUGGAGGGGCCCUAGCAUAUAUAGACACCUCUUACUUCUCCUCAGGAACUCGACGGCCUACUGAAGUUGUGAGCGGGCUCAAGGAGAUUCUUGGCCUCACGCCUUUGAAGCGCCUUGCAUAUGAAUCUCAGCCGUCGGCGGCACAGAAUCCACACUACUCAGCCUUGUUUCCGCCACAUAUGUACUCUCCAGAUAUGAGCUUCGUUCUCCUACUUGAAACUAGGAAAGGCGUAAUCACCAACUCUAACCCGGGCAUCGCGGAACUUGCCACACCGACUAACCACCGGGGAACAAAUUUUCUCACUUUGGUGGAUGUUGCUGCUUGCACAAUCGAAGAGAACCGACCGGAGACCGUCAAAGCUGCAGUCAACCUCAUAGGCCAUUUUGUGCGCACCUUGGAGAAUCUCAAGCCUCGAUGGUUUCCAAAUACUUCAACGGAUUUGGGCGGCCGGCUACAGGCGUGCUAUGCCUUGACCCAUGCACAGCGAGUUACAUUCUACAACGCUCGCUUACAGGGUAAGUCUUUUCAACAGCUGGAGGCUGAUGUUAUCCAGCUACACCGGGACAUGGAGGUUCCCAUUGGGUUCAAUGUCGUUCAGGAGCUAAAGGACCUGGAAAUUCGUUUCGGUCAGAUGCUUGAGAAGGUCAACGAUGACUUCAAUGCGAACGUUCGACUUGAAUGGAUUGGAGAGCCCAUUCCUGUCGAAGAUGUGUCAACUCCUAUUGAGGACCCCAAGGGCAUAGAUUGUAUCGUCUGUCGCUGGGAGCUCACUCCACCAGGUGUCCUCACGAAGCCUUGCCAGCACGCUUUCUGUCGUGGCUGUCUCGAAACUUGGAUUCAUGCCUGUGAGAAGGCCAGCCACAACUGCCCGUACUGCCGCACCGAACUCUUCCCCAAGCCCACGUACCGGUUAAACGAACCUGAGGUAGCACGGAAUUAUCAGGAAGAGAAGAAGGGUCUCGAGACAUGGGUGCGCCGUGUCCACAAGGCGCGCAUGUCCAUUGCUUGGUUGCGUAAGGAGUUGGUGCUACAGCGCACAUAUGAGCAAGAAACUGUAAACCAAGGUAUUUCAGACGAAGACGUUGAAGGCUAGACUCCGUACAUGACGGUAGCACCACAAGGCCCUGC